Molecule: messenger RNA, 2862 nt
Organism: Caenorhabditis briggsae
Lineage: Eukaryota; Metazoa; Nematoda; Chromadorea; Rhabditida; Rhabditidae
Exons: 4
Coding region: 1-2862 (953 amino acids)
Source: RefSeq, a predicted model, not a curated record
AUGAGAUUCUCAUUCGUUUUGGCCAUACUAAUAGUUGCCAUCUAUGCGGCACCUCUUCCCCUGGUAGAAAAGAUCAAACGCACACUAGCAUUUUUGAAAAAGGCCAAGACUAUUGGAGAGUAUGCUAUUAAUACGCCUACUGGAAUCUAUCCUAUCAAAGAUAUUAAUGAUGAUAACUUCCUUGAUAUUUUCAAAUUCCGACCUGAAAUCGAGAAGUUGAGACAAGAAGAGAAAGCAAAUGCUGCAGCUGCUGCCAAGUCUACUGAUGCUGCUGUCAACUCUGCCGUAGUCGAUACCGGAUACGGAGGAGAUGUUGCCGCUGCUGCUCCAGCACCAGAGCCAGCAACAAGUGGUGCUCCUGAACCAUCCGCUGAGCCAGCUCCCACUACAGUCGAAGGAUCCGGGUCCAUUGAAGGAUCAGGUGCUCCAGCUGAAGUUGCAACCACCGUCGCUGCUGAUGGUGCACCAGAUAACUCAUUCACUGAAACCUUGACCGCCGAAACUGAACCAGCUAUUAUUCUUCCACCAACUCAGCCACCAAAGCAGCUUUCUCCACCAGCUAGUGGAUAUAUUACAUCUGACCAAGAGAAGCCUGCUGCUCCAGCUGAGGAGACGCCUGCUCCAGCCGCUGAAGAUACCCCAGCUCCAGAAGCCGCCCCAGCCGCCGAAGAGACUCCAGCUCCAGCUCCAGAGGCCGCUCCAGCCGCCGAGGAAACCCCAGCUCCAGCUCCAGAGACUGCUUCAGCUGCUGAGGAAACUCCAGCUCCAGAAGCCGCUACAGCUCUAGCAGCUGAAGGAGUCCCAGCUGGAUACGUUGAUGGUACUGCUAGUGCUCCAGCACCAGCUUCUGAACAACCAGCACCAGAAGCACCACCCGCUGAAGAGACACCAGCUCCAGAAGCUACCCCAGCUGCUGAUGAAACCCCUGCGCCAGCCCCAGAAGCCGCGCCAGCCGCUGAAGAGACACCAGCUCCAGAGGCCGCUUCAGCUGCUGAGGAAACUCCUGCUCCAGAAGCAGCCCCAGCUCCAGAAGCAGCCCCUGCUGCCGAGGAGACACCAGCACCAGCCCCAGAAGCAGCUCCAGCUCCAGCUGCCGAAGAAACACCUGCUCCUGAGACUGUUUCUUCUGCUCCAGGAGCUGAGAAUCCUUAUGGAGGAGACGCCACCCCAGCUCCUGAAGCCGCCCCAGCUCCAGAAGCUGCUCCAGCUGCCGAAGAGACUCCAGCACCAGCCCCAGUUCCAGAAGCCGCCCCAGCUGCCGAAGAAACUCCAGCCCCAGAAGCCGCCGCAGCCCCAGAAGCCGCUCCAGCCGCUGAAGAGACAUCAGCUCCAGAGGCCGCCCCAGCCCCGGAAACCGCCCCAGUUGCCGAGGAAACCCCAGCUCCAGCUCCAGAAGCUGCUCCAGCUGCCGAAGAGACUCCAGCACCAGCCCCAGUACCAGAAGCCGCCCCAGCUGCCGAAGAAAUUCCAGCCCCAGAAGCCGCCGCAGCCCCAGAAGCCGCUCCAGCCGCUGAAGAUACAUCAGCUCCAGAGGCCGCCCCAGCCCCGGAAACCACCCCAGUUGCCGAGGAAACCCCAGCUCCAGCUCCAGAAGCUGCUCCAGCCGCGGAAGAGACCCCAGCCCCAGAAGCAGCCGCUGCUCCAGAAGCCGCCCCAGCUCCAGCCGCCGGACCAUACGAUGGCGCAUCAGCCGAACCAGCCACCGAAACUCCAGCCACCGAAGCCCCAGUAAGUGAAACUCCAGCUGAGACUGCCGCACCUGAAGUCGCCGGAGUACCAGACGCCGUUGCUGCUCCAACUGAGGCCCCAGCCACCGAUGCCGCUGCUCUUGAGUCUGCUCCUGCUCCAGCUGCGGAGCCAGCACCAGCCGCUGAAGCUUCUGCGGGAUAUGAUGCACCAUCAACAGGACCACAAGAUGCCCCAGCUCCAGCCCCAGAAACCUCCUCAGCCGCUGAAGAGACUCCGGCUCCAGAAGCUGCUCCAGCUCCAGAAACCGCCCCAGCCACCGAGGAAACCCCAACUCCAGCUCCGGAAUCCGCUCCAGCCGCUGAAGAGACUCCAGCUCCAGUAGCCGCGCCAGCUCCAGAAGCCGCUCCAUCUUCCGAGGAUACUCCAGCUCCAGCCGCAGCAACCGAAGAGACUCCAGCCCCAGCCCCAGAAGCAGCUCCAGCCGCAGAGGAGACUCCAGCACCAGAAACCGCUCCAGCUGCCGAAGAGACUCCAGCUCCAGCUCCAGAAACCACCCCAGCUGUUGAGGAGACCCCAGUUCCAGAAGCCGCUCCAGAAGCUGUUCCAGCCACCCCAGCACCAGCUUCUUCCGAUGCCUAUGCUGCUGCAGAGACUGCCUCUCCAGAAGCCGCACCAACCGAUGCUGCUCCAGCCGCUGAAGAGACUCCAGCUCCAGAAGCUGGCCCAACUCCAGAAACUGUUGUAGAAUCCGUCCCAAUUGCCGAAGAAACUCCAGCUCCAGCCGCAGAGGAAACUCCAGCUCCAGAAGCCGCUCCAGCUGCCGAAGAGACUCCAGCACCAGCUCCAGAAGCCGCUCCAGCCGCGGAGGAGACCACAGCUCCAGAAACCGCUCCAGCCGCUGAAGAGACACCAGCACCAGCUCCUGUUCCAGAAGCCGCUCCAGCCCCAACUGCUGAAGAAACCCCAACACCAGCACCAAAAGACGCUUCAUCUCAAAUCUCAUCAAGUGGAUACGACGCAGCCCAAAGCACGGAUACCGUUGUCGCUUCUUCCGCUCCAGCUGCCACAUCUGAUGCAUCUGGAGCCACGAACUACGAAGGACAACAGUUUGCAAUUCAAGCCGCCCGCAAGAAGGUUCGUCGUGCCGCUUUCGUUGGAUGGGGUCGUGCGUGA